Messenger RNA from Astyanax mexicanus (Mexican tetra), 11271 nucleotides. RefSeq names its product E1A binding protein p300 b (gene ep300b). The transcript is spliced from 30 exons. NCBI's taxonomy places the organism in Eukaryota, Metazoa, Chordata, Actinopteri, Characiformes, Acestrorhamphidae. The record is from RefSeq and is a predicted model, not a curated record. Gene Ontology annotation, biological process: positive regulation of transcription by RNA polymerase II. Gene Ontology annotation, molecular function: protein binding; transcription coactivator activity; zinc ion binding. The coding region runs from base 2150 to 10087 and encodes 2645 amino acids. Gene Ontology annotation, cellular component: nucleus; histone acetyltransferase complex; transcription regulator complex.
GCCGCCAUUUUGUUAGUGCAGGGCAGAGCGAAGGAGGCAGCGGAGAGCGAGGGAGCGCGACGGCAGCACGGCGGAGAAAAGGGGGGAAAACAACGGGGGAAAACCACACACACCCGAACCGAGCUAGGAGGAGAGAAAGCCGCCGAGAGAUGGAGGAAAAGACCCUCUCGUGAUACCGAGGAGAAAAAUCGUCGGAGGCGCUUUGACGGAGAGGCGGAAGAGGGGGGAGAGAAAAGGAGAAGAAGGUGCCGAGUGCGAGAUUUAUUUCACUCGAGCAGGAGAAGACUGGGUCACGAGAAGCGGAGGAGAGGAGGAAAACGGGCGGAGAACAACACAGCCGGCCGCCUUCCUCACCGAGAACGUGGAGGAGCGGGGAGAGACGAGCCGAGAGAGGCUGGAGAGGAGAAAUGCAGGCGGGUUCAGAGCAUCACAAAGCCUGGGAGAGAGAGAGCGAGCUUUCUGUGGAGCCCUCGGUCUGAGAGAGAGAGUGAGAGAGGGGCUGGGAUGGGAGGCUCUGCUGCUGCUCUGCUCUCCAAGCUAGCUUAGGUUAACCAACUAACUAACGCAGGCAGCCGCGACUCUCGUUUAGUGCCAUUAUUCUCCUUCCCAGCAUCACCACCAUCCUUAUUUUCAGCUUCUCUCAGGAGGAUUUCCUUCAUUUACCACUGCAAAUCAAUCAGUGCUCAUCUGAGGAGAACCCACCUCCUCCCAGUGUUCAGCCUCUGCACUUACAGCAGUGCAAUCUCUCUCUACUUAUCUUUCUCGCUUUGAAAAGGGUGCACAUCUAAAACCUGGACCUGGUCCUGACAAGUCAUCCAUCCUUCUUCCACCCAUCCAUCUAUCUAUCUAUCUUUCUUCUUGACCUGAAAUGAUUCCUUUGCACGCGUGAACUUGGACGUGCAUUUGUGUUCAUUUGAGUGCACAUUCUGGAGUGGGCAGAGAGAGAGGGAGAUUUAACUAGCUACCUAUCCUCUAUUCUCAUUUCAUGUUUCUGCAAAGAUUUUAUGUUUUUGGAUCAUUUGGAAGGGCACGAUCUGUGGUGCAUGCAUGCAUAUCUACAUACAUGCCCAGUUAGGUUAGCUCUAGUUGUAGGGCCUGCACAUCUCCUUAGCUAGUCACUUUUUGAUCUUUGGUCACAAAACACUACUUCUCUAAAAACAACAACAAAAAAUAUUGAGCAGGAUUACCAACACCACCAUCAACUUUUUACCAUCCCAAACUAUUUCAACCAUUUGUUAAAGGGUACACAGCAGUGCUGUCAACGCUGCUGUGUUAAAGUAGUAGUGUAGCUAGUUAGUUAGCUAGUUUUGUGCAGCAGGAACAUCCACAUAUUUUGGUUUUUGGGAUUGUGCAUGCAUUCAUAUGCACAUACACGCAUUGUGUGUGCAUAUAUCGGUUAAGGUGAACUGUGCACGCUUAUUUAUUAUCUAGUGUAGCAAUUUAAGCUGCCCGUGUGGAGGGGAAAUCGCAGUAUUGAUGAGGAGGAGACCUCUAGGUCUAGAGGAACCCAUUGCACACCACCACAAGCAAGCAUCAUGUUGGGAAUUAGGAGCUUUACUGACUGCAAUGGAGACCCAAUGCAAAUGGAGGAUUUCUGGAUCCUGGGCGUUUUCAUAAGCACUGCAUGAGAAGGAGAUCUUUCCAACUCAAAGAGAGUUAAAAGUUUUGUUGCUGCCAUUUUUGCAAUUCGUACGACUCCUCAAAGCUGCUGCACAGCAAGCUAUGGCACUGAAGAUCCAGGAUCCGGCCUUGGAGGAGAGGUCGCAUCACCAGGUCUCCGUCGCUCAUGAAGCUACAUGAGUGCACACAGCGCCUUUUAAAUGAACUGCUUCCAGUUUUCCUUCUGCAGAACUUCUCCAGAACACCGGGAUUUGCUUUAAAUCACGUCAGAGCCAGGGGAGACUUCUCAGACUCUACUUGCUCAUCUUGUUGUUCCAUGCGUCCAGAGCUGAAGUGAGGAGAAAGGGAACUUAAAAUUAUUUUUUUUCGUUAUCUGCUCCUGCGUCUCUCAAAAAAGGGAAUAAAACAAAACAAAAAGUCUCAAGACUUUGUAGAAAAGGGAAAAGGGACAUCCUGAGCGCACUCCUCCUCUCAACUAUCCUCUGUGGAUGUAGCUAUUUGCAUUAAUAGUCGUUUGUGGAGGAAAAAUAUGGCCGAUAAUGUUUUGGACUCCGGUCCGCCUUCAGCCAAGAGGCCUAAACUCUCUUCACCGGCUCUCUCCGUGUCUGCAAGCGAUGGAAACGAUUUUGGUUCACUCUUCGACCUGGAGCACGACCUCCCAGAUGAGCUCAUUAACUCGUCCGACGUGGGCCUACCUAAUGGAGGGGUGGACCUUGGUCAGCUUCCUUCAGGCUUGUCCAGCGGGGGUCAGUCAACAAUGGGCGGCCCCCUUCAGGAUGCCGCCGCCAAACACAAACAGCUCUCUGAGCUGCUCUGCUCCGGAGCGCCCGCUGCCCACUCGGCAGCCGCCGGCAGCCCUGGUAACCCAGCGUCCUUGGGGCUGAUGGGAGGGCUGAGUGGAUCCCCUGGACCUCAGGGUCUGGGGCACCCUGCUUCCCAGCAGCAGGCAGGCAUGAUGCAGGCUGGCAUGGUGGCAGGCAUGAACAGAGGCAUGAUGGGAGGGCAGAAAGGGAAUGGGCAGACGCAAGGCAUGAUGGGAGGACAAGUCAUGAACGGGGCACCCAGGAUGGGUUACCCCGGAGCGAAUGUUGGGAUGGCAGGAAAUGGUGGUGUGAUGCCAGACCCUCUACAGCAGCAGCAAAUGGGCCAGGCGACGCUCAGAGCCCAGCAACCAGGAGCAAUGAACAAGAUGAAUAUGAUGCCCGGUGCUGGUUCUGGCCCCUAUGUUGCUGGCUAUGGUCAGUGCGGUGGUCAGUCUCUUCCUCCUCCCCACCAGAACAAAGCAGCUCUGCCCAACAGCCUCGCCCAAUUCGGCAUGGACAAGAAACCCCAGCCUGGACAGAACAUCCCUGGACUGCCUGGUUCGGGCGUGGUGGGCGGUGUGUCCGGUCCGGGCGGUGCUGUCGCCCCUCCUACAGCAGACCCAGAGAAGAGGAAGCUGAUCCAGCAGCAGCUGGUACUCCUGCUGCAUGCCCAUAAAUGCCAACGGAGGGAGCAGGCCAAUGGUGAGGUUCGCCAGUGCAACCUGCCCCACUGCAGAACCAUGAAGAACGUCCUCAACCACAUGACCCACUGUCAGGCUGGCAAGUCCUGCCAAGUGGCUCACUGUGCGUCUUCAAGGCAGAUUAUUUCUCACUGGAAGAACUGCACACGACACGACUGUCCCGUCUGCCUGCCUUUGAAGAACGCAGGAGACAAGAGGAACCAGCAGUCUCUGCUGGGCGGAGCCGGUAUGGCUUUGGGAGGAUCUUUAGCAAGCUCUGUCCCAGGUGGUGCCCCCGCAGCCCCCAGCUUAAACCCCCCAGGGCAGAUAGAUCCAAGUUCCAUUGAACGAGCCUAUGCUGCUCUGGGCCUCACCUACCAGGGCACACAGACGAGUGGGCAGAACCCCUUACCACCCACCCCUACACCCCCAGGGGUAACUGGACAGACGGGCAUGAGGCCAAUCAACAGUGUUGCUGGAAACCCGAUGGGCGUUAAUGGUGGCGUUGGAGUUCAGUCGCAAAAUCAGCAGUCCAGCCUUUUACCAGACAACCUGCUACACCGAAACAACGCACAUGGUCUGAUGAGUGAGGGCGCAGGAGUCGGGGCCAUGAGUUCUAUACCUGUGGCUGCGCCACCCUCUGCAGGUGGAAUGAGGAAGAACUGGCACGAAGACAUUACACAGGACCUCCGCAACCACCUGGUUCACAAACUUGUACAGGCCAUCUUCCCCACCCCAGAUCCAGCAGCUCUGAAAGACAGAAGAAUGGAGAACCUGGUGGCCUACGCCAGGAAAGUAGAGGGAGACAUGUAUGAAUCUGCCAACAGCAGGGCUGAGUACUACCACCUUCUAGCAGAGAAGAUCUACAAGAUUCAGAAGGAGCUGGAGGAGAAGAGGAGGACCAGGCUACAAAAACAGGGCAUGAUGGACGGCCCUCUGCCAGAGCCAUCUCUCGUCCGACAGACUGGACCAAACCAGAUGGUCAACAGGAUGCAGAAUCCUGCAGGAAUGAAUCAGUUUGGUCAGAUGGGAAUGCAGGGCAUGACUCAAAGAGGAACGCCUCCACUGCCCAUAGGAACAAACCUCAACCAGAUGAGUAUGCAGGGAGCACCCAGAAUGGCUCAACCUAACAUGACUCCACUACAGAACCAGUUCAUGCAGAGUCAGAACCAGUUCCCUGGUGCAGUCUCUGGCCCAGUCCAGGGCAGCAUGGGACUGAACCAACCGCCUCCACAGGCAUCACUGCCUCAGAUGUCCACACCUCCAUUGUUGCCAGUCAGUAGUCCAGCCGUUCAGACUCCGCCCACUGUCCCAGGCCCUCUGGGACCCUCCUCCACCCUCCCGUCCUCCGCGCAGCCCCCUAACUCACACACCCACUGUCCUCAAGUUCCCAACACCCACACACAUGCUCCACCCCUGCAGCAGAGCACCCCGUCUCCUGCCAGGAGUCUCACACCCAACCCCCAUCAGACCCCGCCCCAGCUGCCCCGCAGCCUCACGCCCCAGCCGCACACGCCCAAUUCGGCCGGCAUGGCCGCUCCCGCCCCACAGCAACAGCAGCAGCAGCAGCAGCCGCCUCAACAGCAGCAGCAGCCGCCUCAACAGCAGCCAGAUAAAGCAAAUCAGCUGCAGCACCCAACACAGGCACACGGGGGCGGAGCUUCCGGAGGCCCUCAGUUGGGGCUGGCAUCAUCUGUACCUUCCCAGAAUGCUUUAGGGCUAAACGCUCACCCACAAUCACCGCUGUCUCAGAAGUCGUCCCUGGCGGCAGAUGGGCAGGUGUCCACUCCAGCCUCGGUUGGUUUUCCAGAGCCCCCGCUGCCCGCUGCUGACGGCCCCUCGCUGGCUGAGAUCAAAACGGAGGUCAAACAGCCUGAGGAAGAGGAGGAGGAAGAGGAUCACGAGGCAGAGAGCAAACCCACAAUUACAGAGACCACCAAACAAGAGGAAGUGAAGACUGAGGAGAAACCGGAGAUUAAGAAGGAGGAGCCUUCAGCUGACGAGUGUAAGGCGGAGCCUAUGGAGACGUCAGUGGGAUCAACAGGAGAAGACAAGAAACCGGAGAUGAAGACUGAACCCAAAGAAGAAGAAGACAAAACGGCAGCAAACAGCUCCACGCCCAGUACACAGAGCAAGAAGAAAAUCUUUAAGCCAGAGGAGGUCCGUCAGGCUCUGAUGCCCACUCUGGAGGCUCUGUAUAGGCAGGACCCCGAGUCUCUGCCCUUCCGGCAGCCGGUGGACCCCCAGCUGCUGGGGAUACCUGUACGUAUUCGAACUAGUAACAAAACUAACCUGGACUAUUUCGACAUAGUGAAAAACCCCAUGGACCUGUCCACCAUAAAGCGAAAGCUGGACACGGGUCAGUACCAGGAGCCGUGGCAGUACGUGGACGACGUGUGGCUCAUGUUCAACAACGCCUGGCUCUACAACAGGAAGACCUCGCGCGUGUACAAAUACUGCUCCAAACUGGCUGAGGUGUUCGAGCAGGAGAUCGACCCGGUCAUGCAGACUCUUGGCUACUGCUGCGGACGGAAGUUGGAGUUUUCUCCUCAAACUCUGUGCUGCUAUGGGAAACAACUAUGCACCAUCCCACGAGACGCUGCCUACUUCAGCUACCAAAACAGUUCACCCAAAUAUGGGCUUCUUGCUAACAGGUACCACUUCUGUGAGAAGUGUUUCAACGAAAUCCAGGGGGAGAAUGUAUCCCUGGGCGACGACCCGACACAGCCGCAGACAUCAAUCAACAAAGACCAGUUUCAGAAGAAGAGGAACGACACACUCGACCCUGAGCUGUUUGUGGAAUGUAAUGAUUGCUGUCGUAAAAUGCAUCAAAUCUGUGUCCUGCACAACGAGACGAUAUGGCCGUCAGGCUUCGUGUGCGACGGCUGUUUGAAGAAGGCCAACAAGACGAGGAAGGAGAAUAAAUACGCAGCAAAAAGACUGCCUCAGACCAAGCUGGGUUGCUUCCUGGAGACGCGAGUGAACGAUUAUCUGAAGCGACAGGCUCAUCCAGAGAGCGGUGAAGUCACCAUACGGGUGGUGCACGUCUCUGACAAGAUGGUGGAGGUGAAGCCAGGCAUGAAGUCCAGGUUUGUGGACAGCGGUGAGAUGGCAGAGUCGUUCCCGUAUCGAACAAAAGCUAUGUUUGCUUUUGAGGACAUUGACGGCGUGGAUGUGUGCUUUUUCGGGAUGCACGUACAGGAAUACGGCUCCGAUUGCCCUCCGCCCAAUCAGAGACGUGUGUAUAUCUCCUACCUGGACAGUGUGCACUUUUUCCAGCCACGUCAGUUGAGGACGGGCGUUUAUCACGAGAUCCUCAUAGGUUACAUUGAGUAUGUUAAGAAACUGGGGUUCACCACUGGACACAUCUGGGCGUGCCCACCCAGUGAAGGUGAUGAUUAUAUCUUUCACUGUCACCCUCUGGAGCAGAAGAUACCCAAACCCAAGCGUCUGCAGGAGUGGUACAAGAAGAUGCUGGAUAAGGCUGUGGCUGAAAGAAUUGUGCAUGACUACAAGGACAUUUUUAAGCAAGCGACUGAGGAUCGUUUGACCAGCGCAAAGGAGCUGCCUUAUUUUGAGGGCGAUUUCUGGCCCAAUGUGCUGGAGGAGAGCAUCAAGGAGCUGGAACAAGAAGAAGAGGAAAGAAAGAGAGAGGAGAACAGCACUUCCAGUGAAAGUGUUGAUGCCACCACGGGCGACAGCAAAAAUGCCAAGAAAAAGAACAAUAAGAAGACGAGCAAGAACAAGAGCAGCUUGAGUCGAGCCAACAAGAAGAAACCGGGAAUGCCCAAUGUCUCCAACGACCUGUCUCAGAAACUUUAUGCCACCAUGGAGAAACACAAAGAGGUCUUUUUUGUCAUUCGGCUUAUUGCUGGCCCCACUGCCAAUUCCCUACCUCCCAUCGUGGAUCCAGAUCCCCUUAUGGCCUGUGACCUGAUGGAUGGACGUGACGCCUUCCUGACCCUGGCUCGUGACAAGCAUCUAGAGUUCAGCUCACUGCGAAGAGCCAAGUGGAGCUCCAUGUGUAUGCUGGUAGAACUGCACAACCAGAGCCAGGAUCGCUUUGUCUACACCUGCAAUGAGUGCAAACACCAUGUGGAGACGCGUUUCCACUGCACCGUCUGCGAGGACUAUGAUCUCUGCAUCACGUGCUACAACACUAAGGGUCACGAGCACAAGAUGGAGAAGCUUGGCUUGGGUUUGGACGACGAAAGCAGCAACCAGGCAGCGGCAGCCACUCAGAACCCUGGCGACUCUCGACGUCUCAGCAUCCAGCGCUGCAUCCAGUCUCUGGUGCAUGCCUGCCAGUGUCGCAAUGCCAACUGCUCCCUGCCGUCCUGCCAGAAGAUGAAACGGGUUGUGCAACACACAAAGGGUUGCAAGCGCAAGACAAAUGGUGGAUGUCCUAUCUGCAAACAACUCAUUGCGCUGUGUUGCUAUCAUGCCAAGCACUGCCAGGAGAACAAGUGCCCUGUACCGUUCUGUCUCAAUAUAAAGCACAAGCUCCGCCAGCAGCAGCUGCAGCACAGGCUGCAGCAAGCGCAAAUGCUGCGUAGGCGUGUGGCCACCAUGCAGAGGGCUGGGCAGCCUCCUUGUGGAGGAGGCCCCCCUGUAGGUCUUCCAUCACCAGGCAGUAAUGGUGCUACAGGUCGUAGCACACCAACAUCAAUGGGUACCCAGCCUGGCACGCCUCAGACGCCCACGCAGCAGAGUCUUACUCCUCUGUCCUCAUCUGGAAUGGGGCCUCUUCCGGGUGCGUCACCUCAGCAGCAGCAGCAACCAAGCAACUUACCUUCCCAGCACCCUGUCCAUCAACAGUUUCAGCAAAUGCCUGGUGCUCCAGGAAUGAUGACCUCACCACAGCCACAGAUGGUUUCUCAGCAACCUUCAGGACAGUCGCCGCAUCCAAAUAUGCCUCAGUACGUCCCUCGACAUCCAGGGUCUUCUCCUCAUUCGCAGUCCCAAGGUAAACCUGGCUUGGGUCCUACAACCCCUCCACAGCAACCUAGCAACCCAGGGGCAGCUCCGGUGCCCCAACAGCCGCAGCAGCAGCCUCCUUCAGGCCCUCCACCCGCAGCUGUGGAAAUUGCAAUGAAGAUACAGCAAGUGGCAGAUGCCCAAAGGAAGAUGGCGAAGGCUCAGCUACUGCAGAGACAAGCCAGCCAAGCUGGCAUGAUGCCACAACACCCACACCACCAGCAACCACAGGGGCAAAUGGGAAUGUCUCAUCCUGGUGUUGGUAUGGUUGGUGGGCCAGGGCUCCCUCCCCAGGCACAAGCUUCUGUUGCCAGAGCACAGAUGGAGCAGCAGCAGCAACAGCAGCAGCAGGGACCUCAGGGAAUGAUGGUGGGAACAGGUCCCAUGCAGCAACAGCCUGCACCCCAAGCUAAUGUGCAAGGUCAGCUUCCUCCACAGGUGCAGCUGCAGCAAAGGGCCAAUGCACAGCUUCAGCCUCCUCAGCAGCAGUGGGCAGGGCAGGGCAUGCCACCUCAGAGACCCCCAAUCAUGGGUCAGCCUGGCAUGGUUGCUAUGCAGCAGCAAAUGCCACAGCAGACACAGCAACAGCAAAUGCCCAAUCGCAAUGUUUUGAUGAAUAUGGUGCAGGCAGGCCUGCAGGGCGGUGCUGCAGGUGGAGCUGCAGGUGGUCUCCCACAGGGAGCCUUGCAAGAUUUGUUGCGAACUCUGAGGUCGCCAAGUUCGCCACAGCAGCAGCAGCAGGUCCUUAACAUCUUGCGCUCCAACCCGCAGCUGAUGGCUGCGUUCAUAAAGCAAAGGGUUCACAAGUAUAAAGGUGGGGCUGGAGGCCCAGCUGGACCUCAAGGAGGGCCAGGGACUAUGAGUGGGCAGCCAGUAGGAGUCAACACGGGUGGGCCUCAGCCAGGCAUGCAUAUGGGACAGGGCAUGAACAUUCAGUCCCAGCUUGCUCAGCUCCAGCAGCAGCAACAGCAGCAACAAAUGCAACAGCAGCAGAGACCUUUACUACAGCAACAGCAGGUUGCAGCGUUGCAGCAACAGCAGCAGCAACAACAAGGAAUGCCAGGACAGGGACCUCCUAACAUGGCCAGCUUUACGCCGCAGUUCAGAGAGCUGCUAAUGAGGAGACAGCAGCAACAGCAGCUUCAGCUCCAGCAACAACAGCAGCAGCAGCAGCAGAUGGGAAAUCAUGCUGCUUACCAACAGCAGCAGAACUACAUGGGCCAGCAAGGCAACAUGCAGGUACCUCCUGGAGGCCAGGCACCACCAGGAGCGCAACCCGGGCAGCCCCAGCAACAGGGUUACCCAGGUAAUCCGGCGCAGCAGCAGGCCGCAGCUGUCUUGCAGCAGAGACUGCAGCACCAGCAUCACUUGCAGAUGCAGCAGCAGCAGCAGAAUGUGGGCCUGCAAGGCCCUGACGGAGGACCAGGUGCAGGUGGUCCGCAGACACAGCCCACACAGGGAGGGCCUCAGCCUUCCUCGUCUCCUGCGCUGUUGCAACAAGCCUUGCACCAGCGAAUGCUUCAGCAGCACCAGCAUCUGGGCGGGGCCUCGCCUGCGCAACAGAACAAUCCCAUGAGUCCGCAGCAGCCGAUGUCCCAGUCACCACACCUGCAGGCCCAGCAGCAGCUCCCUACGUCGCUCAGCAACCAGGUGCGCUCACCUCAACCGUCGCCACGUCCACAGUCGCAACCUCCGCACUCCAGCCCAUCCCCGCGCACACAGCAGCCUCAGCCGUCGCCCCACCACAUCUCCCCCCAGACCCAGACGGGAUCACCUCACCCCAGCCACCUUCAGCAACACUUGCCUGGCAUGGCUCCACCUCCCCCUCCGCCGCCGCCUCCGCAGCAACAGAACGCUAUGGACCCUGGAGGAUUCGGUACGGAUCAGAACUCCAUGCUGCCGCAGCUCGGCAGCAUGCCAGGACUCCACACGCCAGGAGCGAAUGACAUGUUGCCCCCUAGUGGACAGGAUCACGGGGUGAAUAUGAACCCGUUAGACAUUAUGUAGUUACGGAACACACGGACGCUUGCCAGAGACAGUGUUAGCCUUUUUCUUUUUUAUAUUGCAGUGAUGAAUUAUUUAAUGUUUUGUCAGUAUGAACACAGUGAACUCUUGACCUUCCUAUGGGAGAUGCAGCAAUUAAUCAACAGAAAUGAGUAUAAGAGGUGAAUGAUAAAUUAUGGCUUCCCCACCCCCAAAUUGUGUACAGAGAAAGGAUUAUUUCUCAGACAACGCAGGUAAUAUUUUUGGGACUGGAUCUAGGGGAGGAUUUACCUUUUUUAAGAUAUAUUUUUAAGAUUUUAAAACUGUUAAAAUUUAAAAGACCGAAACAUUGAAUGCAAUGGGCUUUAUUUUCUAUAUAUAUCUAUAUAUAUAUUUUUGCUCCAUGAACCAGUCUCAGUUACUAGUUUUACAGUGUGGAGUGUUACAAAUGUUAUUGAUUACCAUUGUUUUUUUUUUUUGUUUGUUUUUGCCAUUGUUAAAGUUAUUAAUUAUCCAAACAUCAUGCAUAUCUUCGAGUUUGGUUUUGCGUUAUUUAUUCCAGUGGGUUUUUUGUUUUUGUGCUAUUGGAGACUGCUACAAUUCACACAGAUUCUAUUUUUUGUUAAAGCCUGUCCAGAUAGGGGAGCUGUUCCUUUACAUCAGCGGUUAGUUUAGAAGAUUGAAUACAGUAAGAAUCAGUGUUGGGUGGGAAGGGCUUAAGUGGUUCGUGGUGUUGGCCAGUGGUUCGGUUUAUUUUUUUGUUUAAUUUUUUUUUUUUUUUUUUUUUUUUUUUUGGAAAUCGUGCCACAUUUGAAAUGCCUAGCCAUUGUGCCCAUGUGGGGCAAACCUGAACGCACAUGCCCUGUACAACCUGUCCCUAGGAGAGUGUGUCUGUAUGUGUGUGUGUGUGUGUGUGUUUGUAUGGCUGUGUGUGUGUGUGUAUGGCUGAUGUUCAUGCUGAGAUGAAUAGAUGGGUUUAGAGUUUAUUAAAUGAACUGAAAGAUGGAGAGAAUGCCACUGAUCUCGCUCUGUUUUCUCCUCUCGCGCUCUCUCUCUCCGUCCCCUCCGCCCUUUGCCUCCACUCUCAGAAAUGUCAUUGCUCUGAAAUUUGGGAGUUUAAUUUAAAUAUUUUUUACUGUACAAAGAAAACACAAACUGUGGACUCCAUACUUUUUUUGUAAUAAAAUGAAGAUAAAAUAUGUCAACAA